UUUCGAAAACAGACUAAAAUUUGGGGGAAAAAUAAGAACGAUGAGGGAAAGUACACUACAAGACAAAACAACAUAUGAGCUAAAUGAAGUUGGGUGUGUGUCUGUUACUGUCGUGUGUGGCACUGUGUUGUGUUGCGGACAAAAACCACAACAACCGAAGAGAAGGUUCCUGUGCUCUCUCUCUCUGUGUGCGCGCGCGCUUCCAUCACCAUCUUAUCUUCACUCCUGGGUGUUUUCUGACUGGUUUUCUGAAGCUGUUUCCCUAAUUGAUGUGCUGAGAGAUGCAUGAAUUCUCUACUGUUGAUGGUUUUGUGGAAAUAAGUGAAUGCAUGGCGGAGAUGAUUAAAUUUGUGGCUAACGAACCAUCUGUGGGGCUUUACUUUAUCCAACAACAUGCUCAAAGUGCAGUGCCCAUUGUUGUCAAAGCUAACAAAAAUAUUGUUGAAAAGGUUCACGAAACAACUUUGCACACCGAAGACUUGGCGGACUCUAUUACAGCGGUUCGAUCAAUGANAGAGUGUGGAUUUUCCAUAGUCGACGAGAUGAUAGUUGACAUCAACAAAUCUCUGGAAAUCAUGAAAACGAAACAACCAAAAAGAAGGUUAAUCCAUUCAUCAACAUCAACACCAAAAUCCCAAAUAGAGAGAACUACUUUUUGGGGUAAUCAUGCAUUUUAUCCUCAGGAAGGUGACGAUAAAAAGAGUAACUAUUUCUCAAAUGUUAUAAAGUCAGCAAAACAGAAGAUUAACAGUCUCAAGUUGCAACAGCCUGAUGGUAAGGGGUCAUUAAGUUCGGAGGAAGAGAAGUCAGAAUAUCUUGAUUUGCCAUUUUCAAUCACAUCAGCCAGCAUAACUUCAUCUUUACAGGUCAGCACUGAACGUAAUGAGUUGCCUAUAACAAGCCAAGUUGAAGAUGAGUCUCAAAAUGAACAGACUAAUGUUAGUGAUAUUAGCAUCAAGUUGUUGUCAGUAUCAGAAAGAUAUGACGACUUCAAAGCUAAUAAAGAAGCUAAACUAGAGGAGUGGCUUGAAGGAACUAGCAACCAUGACGAUUAUUGUGAUACAGAUGGUGAAAAAAGGGGUAAGAAGCUUGUCCCGAGCGAUGAGAAGAUAAAAGAUGGAGACAGUGGCUUCUAAGGUCAUGUACUAAUGCAAGAUAAGUUUGAUCGACACAUGUUCUCAAUUUCAAAUGAUUAGAUUUUAGUCUGUGAAGUUUUGAGAAGAUUGAAACCUUGUAAUUGCAAACUCGAACUUGUUACAAAAUAUUGCAGCUGUAAAUUGUAAUGUUCAGGGGUCCGUGUUUACUGGUAGACACCACAAUUGCAACAAAACUGACCCUGAAGAUAUUUUUUUGCAAUUGCAGACCCUGUUACAGAUUGAUUGGGUUCUAUUUGUUUUCCCCUUUUCA
Cicer arietinum (chickpea) is the source of this 1407-nucleotide messenger RNA. The record is from RefSeq and is a predicted model, not a curated record. Lineage: Eukaryota; Viridiplantae; Streptophyta; Magnoliopsida; Fabales; Fabaceae.